AUGGAGUCCUUAAUUCCCCCAUGUAAACAUCACAAUCGCUUCUUUAUGAUGUCACAAUCAUGUGAAAGGGUUUGUCUGCUGUGUGUGGCAAAUUGUUUUGAAGACAAAGACCAGCCAUACACCACACAAGUUCACCUACUUCAAUAUUUCCUCCACCAAGUUUCCCCCAACCCGCAAUGGCUGGAAAUAUUUGGACACGACGAAAAGUUUGCCGAUUAUUUUAUUUCAACCACAAUUACUUUGUUUCAUCAACUGCAGAAUCAAGUUCAGCCAAUGCCGAUUUCCAAUGACAUUGUUCUAAUGUUGCUCAAACUGAAGGGACGAAAUUGUUACCACGAUUGUGACAUCAUAAUGCAGUUAUGUUGCUCUGCGUCGUAUAGAAGUUGUUUGAAUCUUUUAAACUUAGUGGUUGCCAUGGUGAAGCAAAUACCGGAAUCAUCUGAUUGUUUCAUCACUAACGACACCUUCUGCAACUUUUUACUAAACGGAUUGGAUUUCCCUGAUGACAUCAUAAAGGAGAUUCUCCUUGUCAUAAUAGAGGAAUUAUUACAAGCAUAUCUUCAUAAUGGAUGUGAACAUAACGUGUUCAUGAUGUUACCGACUAAGUUGUUGAACCUAUUGUCAUCAUCUCAAUCACACACCAUAUUAACAUUGUCACUGAAACUCAUAGAAACAUGGACGGCAUUCACAGACAUCUCAUAUUUCUUCCAAGGAACAGAAGAAAUGCAAGGAAAAGCUACACAAGACUCCCCAAAAUUAUUCCUCUCCAUGAAGCGAGUCCUCCUGCUCCGAUCCGACCCUCUAAACUUCCCAACCAUCCGAUGUCUUCUCCGUCUUCUUAAACACGAGGACUUUAAUGAUCAUCUUGCUUGUAAGAUGUUGGAUGCAGAUCUUGUGGAGUUUAUUUAUGAUGUGUUGAGGUCGUCCAGUAGUGAGGAACUGCAAAUUUGUAUAUUUGAAUCGAUCAUCCAUUUAUCGCAACACAAAAUAUUCUUCACCAACUGCCACGCACUUCAUGGUUUUCUGCAUUGAAAGUUAUAUUAGAAAAUCAACCUGAAGACAUCCCACUACUUGAAAGUUUAAGUUUAUUCGACCAAAUAUUAGAGGUUGUGACUGCAGGUGUUGGUAGCAAACUAA
This is a messenger RNA of Ciona intestinalis (vase tunicate), 1137 nucleotides long. The record is from RefSeq and is a predicted model, not a curated record. NCBI's taxonomy places the organism in Eukaryota, Metazoa, Chordata, Ascidiacea, Phlebobranchia, Cionidae.